Messenger RNA from Plasmodium reichenowi, 115 nucleotides. RefSeq lists its product as hypothetical. The transcript has 2 exons. The annotation marks the transcript as partial. NCBI's taxonomy places the organism in Eukaryota, Apicomplexa, Aconoidasida, Haemosporida, Plasmodiidae. The record is from RefSeq and is a predicted model, not a curated record.
CUUCUCAAAAAUUUCCUCUAUUAAUAAUUCCCUCGAACAAUUAGCUUAUAAAUAUGGACUUGUUAUGAAGAUUGCUUCUCUGAUUAUUUUAAAAUAUAAAACCAAAAGUUUAUAA